Molecule: messenger RNA, 2775 nt
Organism: Asparagus officinalis (garden asparagus)
Lineage: Eukaryota; Viridiplantae; Streptophyta; Magnoliopsida; Asparagales; Asparagaceae
Exons: 12
Coding region: 358-2337 (659 amino acids)
Cellular component (GO): cytoplasm; Golgi apparatus
Source: RefSeq, a predicted model, not a curated record
UAUUAAAUCCACGUUUUUUCAACCUCACCACUCUCUCAUCUCCACAUAAAAAAAAGUCUCCAGUUUUAGAUUCUUCAUCCUCGAAACUUCCUCCUCAAGUCUCUCUCCGACUCGAUUCCUAGGGUUUUGUUGCAUCUGGAAUCUUUGUCGCUUGGUUGGGGAUCUGAGCACAAACGGGUUUGGAAUCGGUUCGUACUUUGGAUCGCAGUCUAGUGAAGCGCGUAUGCUGUUAAUUUUCUUGUAAUCUUUGUGAAAUCGAGCUUUGGAGCUUGUUUAGAACUGAAUUAGAGCAGAACUCGAUUCAGCAUUCUAAGUACUGUACUGCAUUUUUAGGUAUGAAACAUUGGUCAGGAUAAGAUGGCUUUUAAGAGCAAGUUCAAGUUGUGUGCACUUGUGGGAAUUGCUAUAUGUGUGUUAUCUUUGCUGGUGCACCUACUUGUUGCAGACUAUUCAACCGGGGACUUUGUAUCAUACAAAUUGCAUGUGGACGAUUUUUACUCGAUUGGAAAGAUUGGGCAAUAUAGAAAGCUUUGGCGUUCAGUGAACUCUUUGGAACCCUUGCAACCGUAUGCUAACCCUAGGAGCACUUAUGCAGUUCCGAGGAAGCAGAAUCGUUUCAUAUACGUGAAGAUUUAUGGUGGAUUUGAUAAGAUCAGAUCUUCAAUCUGUGAUGUUGUCGCCAUUUCCAGGCUGUUAAAUGCUACCCUUGUCAUUCCUGAGAUUCAAGAAAGCCUUCGGUCAAAAGCCGUCAGUUCCAAAUUUAAGAGUUUCUCAUAUCUUUACAAUGAGGAGCAGUUUAUAGCAGCACUCUCAAACGAUGUUGUUGUUGUGAAGAGUUUGCCAAAUGAUCUGAAGGAAGAUAGGAAGAAGAACAAGUUCCCCAUAUUAUCACUUAGACGCUCAGCCGCACCCAGUUUUUAUAUCAGAGAAGUCUUGCCUAAACUUAAAAAGGCAAAGGUCGUUGGCUUUGUGAUUGCUGAUGGAGGAUGCCUCGAGCCCAUUCUUCCUCCAAGCAUGGCUGAGUAUCAGAGACUUAGAUGUCGGGUUGCCUUCCAUGCUCUUCAAUUCCGCCCAGAAAUUCUCGCGCUUGGGAACCAAAUAGUUGAGAGAUUAAGGGCUUCUGGUCGUCCAUACCUGGCAUAUCACCCAGGUCUUGUGAGAGAUAAACUAGCAUUUCAUGGGUGCGCGGAACUUUUUCAGGAUAUUCAUACUGAACUUAUCCAGCACACAAGGAAACAGAUGAUCAAACGUGGGCUUGUUCAUGAGAAACUAAGCAUUGAUUCAGUAGCUCACAAAAGAAAUGGCUCAUGCCCUCUUAUGCCCGAAGAGGUGGGACUUCUCUUUCGGGCAAUGCGGUAUCCUCCAAAUACGAUAAUUUAUUUGGCUGGUUCAGAGAUAUUUGGGGGGCAAAGAGUGCUUAUCCCUUUCCGUGCCAUGUAUGCAAAUACAGUAGAUCGUACUUCUGUCUGCAGUGAAAAAGAGCUGUCUCACAUAUUGGGCCCAGAAUCUCCUCUUCCUUCUGUUCAAUCCAAGUCUGCUCCAGUCAAAAGUGAGAAACAACUCAUUGAAGAAUGGAAGAAAGCUGGACCUCGGCCACGCCCUCUUCCACCUCCUCCUUCAAGGCCCUUCUAUCAGCAUGAGAAGGAGGGUUGGUAUGGCUGGGUUGCCGAGGCUGACAAAGAACCGGAGUCAUCACCUAUAGAUCUGAGAAUGCAAGCACACAGAUUGAUCUGGGAUGCGCUAGAUUAUUAUGUCUCUGUCGAAGCUGAUGCAUUUUUUCCCGGCUUUCAUAAUGAUGGGAGUGGGUGGCCUGACUUUUCAAGCUUAGUCAUGGGUCACCGUCUAUACCAAAUGGCCUCCGGGCUAACAUACCGCCCUGAUAGGAAAAACCUUGUUGGGUUGUUUAAAACUAUUAGGGAUCACCUCUAUCAUCCAAAACGCAACUGGACUGAAUUAGCGCGGGGUCAUCUUAACAGAAGUUUAGGUAUAGAUGGGUUAAUAUUAGAGGCUCGAACAUCAAAACCCACAUCAUUUCUCUCCCACCCUCUUCCCGAAUGUUCCUGCAGAGCAUCAAAACCAGCAGACAUUCCGAAACCCGUGAAAGGUUCAAAGGGAGAAAUUUUAUAUGGUGGAGAGGACCUAUGCCCAGAUUGGAUGCUCCGUGGCCUUUCGAUGGUUCUUACAAAGUCUGAGAGUAGUAAAGAAGAGGGAGUGGAGGAGAAUGAGCCACCUGAAGAGUAUUCAUACGCUGAAGGCCAAUUGGACUCUGAUGAAAAGAGUAAAACCGAUGCAUCUAGAUCCAAUGAAGAAGAUGAAGCCAUGGAUCCUGAUGAUUAAAGCUCACUGGUUUCGAUUUUUACACGUUCUAAAAUCAUUACUGUGCUGCCUGAGGAUUGCAGAGAGAUCAGACGGGGUGUAAACAGAGAAUUCGAUUCAUUCGUCAUGAAGUCCUCUUGUACAUCGGUUAGCAUACAGCUUGAGGAGUUGAUCUAAUCAUUUAUUUAUUUGCCUGUGCCUCCCAUUAGAUUGGGUAUAUAUAUAUAAGCUUCUUCUGUACAUUAUCAUGUCUAAUGUUUUUGAGGAUCAGAUGUGUACAAUGGCCCGGGAGGCAGUAGCAGGGCUUUGAUGUAUUAAGGGGCUACUGAUCUUUGUACUUUUCUGAUUUUGAUGAAAUUUUGAUAAUUUGAUUAUAAUCUGUUCCAUUGUGUAGCAAUAAUUGCGGACUGAGUGAAACAUAGUUUCCAGGUUCACAUUAGAGCAAUAUUUUCGCUCUUU